Molecule: messenger RNA, 1100 nt
Organism: Rhododendron vialii
Lineage: Eukaryota; Viridiplantae; Streptophyta; Magnoliopsida; Ericales; Ericaceae
Product: auxin-responsive protein SAUR36-like
Exons: 1
Coding region: 502-972 (156 amino acids)
Biological process (GO): response to auxin
Source: RefSeq, a predicted model, not a curated record
UUCUUCUCUCCAUUUAAUAUUAGUGUCUCUGGACCACUACCUCAUUUCACACUCCCUCCACCUUUCAUCUCCUUUUGACCCUCCCAACACACACACACACACACACACACACUCUCUCUCUCUCUCUCUCUCUCUCUCUCUCGUACCCAAUGCUCCAUUUCAGGGAAUACUAGCUAGUUAUUUGUGCCAUCUGAUAGGAAAGUGAACUCCUAGACGUACGUUUCCCUACCCAGAGAGAGAAUUAGUAGUAGUAAUAAAAGACAAGAAGCUAGCUAGCGCUCUUCAUGAAGUGCUCCCUUUGUAGCACCAGUACCGGUAAUGUCAAAUAUACCCUCCUCUCUCUCUGAUAUUUGACUCACCCUUCUUCGCCUUGCCAUGUCCAUCGCCGACCCCUGGCCUUUUUCCUAAUUAAACCCAAACAACAACCACCACCGCCACCACAACAACAACUGCCCUUUCCCUCUCUCUCCUCUUCUUUUUUCUCUCUCAUCGCCCGCACCGAUGAAAAGGAUCCGAGGGUUCAAGCUCAAACACCGGGUCUCAACCCUUUUCCGGUUCAUCCUCCGGCAAAACCGGUCGCGUUUCGGGUACCGCCGGGUUACCCCGUCAACAUGCAAAACCACCCCCAUAUCGAACCUCAUCAGCUGCCUCAAGACCAAGGCCAAGUCCCUCUGCUUCUCAAACCCUGUUCGGGGCUACUCUCGGUUGGGUGAUAACCCGGUGCCGAAGGGUCAGAUGGCGGUGUACGUGGGUCAGAAAGACGGUGUUUUCCAGCGGGUCUUGGUGCCGGUUAUUUACUUCAACCACCCCCUGUUUGGAGAUCUGCUUAAAGAAGCGGAGGAGGAAUACGGGUUUACCCACCCGGGUGGGAUCACUAUUCCUUGUCGGAUCUCGGAGUUCGAGAGGGUCCAGACCCGGAUUGCAGCCGGUAACGGUUCACGGAGGUUUCUGACGUGGAUGAAGGCCUCUUGAUCUUAAUGAAGUAUAUAUUAGUAUUAUGGUUUUUUUUUUUUAACGCCUAUAUUAGAAUUACUGAUCAUAGCCUAGAUUGUAAUGAUUUAUUAGUAUGGUAUGGAUAGUAGUCAGGAUUUUAACAUUAA